Messenger RNA from Rhineura floridana, 4492 nucleotides. It is a transcript of the gene RBM46, whose product is annotated as RNA binding motif protein 46. Gene Ontology annotation, molecular function: mRNA binding. Bases 553 to 2178 code for a protein of 541 amino acids. Gene Ontology annotation, cellular component: nucleus. The record is from RefSeq and is a predicted model, not a curated record. NCBI's taxonomy places the organism in Eukaryota, Metazoa, Chordata, Lepidosauria, Squamata, Rhineuridae. The transcript has 6 exons.
AGACGGUAAUUAAGGCAGACUGCUGGCGCGUCCGUUAGGACAACCGUUUCCUUCUCCCACAUUCUUUCCUCGUCCUUGCUUCGCCCCUUCCCCCCACAAGCUAACGAAUCACUCCCCCCCCCCCGCUUUAAAACGGCGCGGAGGGGGAGGAAAGGCGGAGACAAGACAAAGAACCUUCCCACCGGUCCGCGUGGAGCGUCGACAGUUAAGGGCUCCAAUUGGCUGCCAGCGGGCAGCGGUUUUGCACGAAACAGCCGGCGCAAACUCAGAAGGCUCCGUGCCAGAGCUGUGCGUGCCCCAAACUAGUGAGAAGGUGUGGCUGCGCCGGCGGUGCUUUAAUUUUUCCUGUCGUUUUCUCUCCAGGCAAGGCGCCCUCUUCCCUCCACACCAGGCGGAAUUACCAGUAUCUUCACUUUGUCAGAUUUGUUGGACUGAAUGACUUGGGCACAGAAGAAUUCCAUUUGUGCUCCCUCUGUAGUGAGACAUUUAUUUGAAAACUCUUUGAUUUGUAUUUGAAUGUAAUCUAAUAAGUUGGAGGAAACAGAGUCCUGCAUGUUUUCUGAAGACGCUACAGCAAUGAAUGAAGAACACACAGAUGGAACGAAUGGGUGCAGUAAAGUUAGAACUGGUACUCAGAAUGAGGCUGCCUUAUUGGCUCUUAUGGAAAAGACUGGCUACAACAUGGUUCAAGAAAAUGGACAACGAAAAUUUGGUGGACCUCCACCAGGUUGGGAAGGUCCACCACCACCCCGAGGCUGUGAAGUUUUUGUGGGAAAAAUUCCCCGUGAUAUGUAUGAAGAUGAAUUAGUUCCUGUUUUUGAAAGAGCUGGGAAGAUCUAUGAAUUUAGACUGAUGAUGGAAUUUAGUGGUGAGAAUCGUGGAUAUGCAUUUGUAAUGUAUACAACCAAAGAAGAAGCUCAGCUUGCCAUUAGGAUCCUUAAUAAUUAUGAGAUUCGUCCUGGAAAAUUUAUUGGUGUUUGUGUAAGUUUGGAUAACUGCAGACUAUUUAUUGGAGCUAUCCCAAAAGAAAAGAAGAAAGAAGAGAUCUUCGAUGAAAUGAAGAAAGUCACAGAAGGUGUAGUAGAUGUUAUUGUGUACCCAAGUGCAACUGACAAGACAAAGAAUCGUGGUUUUGCCUUCGUAGAAUAUGAAUCCCACAGAGCUGCUGCAAUGGCACGAAGAAAAUUAAUUCCUGGAACAUUCCAGUUAUGGGGCCAUACCAUUCAGGUAGAUUGGGCAGACCCAGAAAAAGAAGUUGAUGAAGAAACCAUGCAGAGAGUCAAAGUAUUAUAUGUGAGAAACUUGAUGAUCUCGACUACAGAAGAAACAAUUAAGGCUGAAUUUAACAAAUUUAAGCCAGGAGCUGUUGAGCGUGUAAAGAAACUUCGAGAUUAUGCUUUUGUUCAUUUUUUCAACCGAGAUGAUGCAGUUGCUGCUAUGUCAGUUAUGAAUGGGAAAUGUAUUGAUGGAGCUAGCAUUGAGGUAACACUGGCCAAGCCAGUCAACAAAGAGAGCACUUGGAGACAACAUCUUAAUGGUCAAAUUAGUCCCAAUUCUGAAAAUCUUCUCGUCUUUGCAAAUAAAGAAGAUGGUCAUCAAAAAUCACUAGCAAAGCCAGCAAAUCUCCCAAUUCGCCUUAAUGGACAGCACAGUCCAAGUCCUCCUGAAAUUGAAAGGUGUACUUAUCCAUUUUUCCCAGGAACAAAGCUUACUCCAAUUAGCAUGUACUCAUUAAAAUCUAGUCAUUUCAGUUCUGCAGCAAUGCAGUUAGAUUAUUAUUGCAACAAAAAUAACUGGGCCCCUCCAGAGUACUACUUGUAUUCAACUACAAGUCAAGAUGGAAAGGUACUACUAGUGUACAAGAUUGUUAUUCCUACUGUUGCAAAUGGAUCCCAGAGUUAUUUUAUGCCAGACAAACUCUGCACAACCGUAGAAGAUGCAAAAGAAUUAGCAGCACAAUUUGCACUGCUUCACUUGGACUACAGUUUCCGUCGAAGUUCAGUAAAUAACAUUUCUCCUGUUAGUGCUACUCUGUCUUCUGGAACAACCAGCAUGCUACCAUAUACAUCAAGACCAUACUCUUAUCCAAGCUACCCUUUGUCACCAACAAUUCCACUUGCUAAUAGCAACCAUGUUGGACAGCGUCUGUAUAUCUCCAAUCAGGCCUCAUUCUUUUGAGGAAAAGAAAAAGCUGGAUGAAAGAAUACAUUUUAUUUUAUGUUAAGAUUAUAGUGUAGUUUUAGUUUAAUCGGGUCCACACAAUUGGUUUUGGUGAGUUAAAUAUAUACAUUUUACGGAUUGCUUGUAAAUUUACUGAAUUUUUGUGAAGAUGUAUUUUCCAAACGUAUUUUCGCUUGGCAAGAAUGGGAUUCUUUCUAAAAUGGGGCAAAGUAUUUUAUGACUUCUUGUCUAAUUGUAGACAAGUGAACUCAUUUAACAUUUUUAUAAAGUGAUUACUUUGCUGAAUGGUAGCAAUAAAAUAUUUUAAGUGCAGGCAAAUGUGGGUUGUAAUCUUGUUACCAAGGAUCACACUUUUUUUGAGAUGAGAAAUAUUUAUUUAAAAAGCAAAGUAUUAUGUAGGAAGGAAAUGAUGCAAAUGAGAGAUUUUUUUAAUUAAAAAAACAAACUUCAGUCAACUCCAAAUGAAUAACUCCAAAUUUAACUUCACAUGAAUAACUUACAUCCUAAUGUGGUCCUUAUUUAUUUUAGUUGCAUAAUAAAUAUUUGUUUUAUUAACAGAACAAAUUAUUUUGUGUUAAUUUAUCCAGUGUUUACAUUGUUGAGCAUUAUUUGUUAAAGGUACUGUUCUGUUUGCAUGAUGUCAUGUUUUUAAUGUUUAUAUCAUGUGUUUAAUUCCAUACUUGAAUGCAGACAUUUUAACAUUAAAUUCUUGCUGUAUAAAAUGCUAGUGAAAUUUGUCUUUAAUACUUAAAAGUAGGUGUUGGUGAAUUUCGGGUGAAAGAGUUAUUCCAGUGACUUCUCCCCCUGUGUCACUGAACCAGUGAAAUAAUUAACUGAUUAAAAUGUGCAUAUUGCAAAGCCACAGGAUAAAACUGUGCAACUAAGGUCCAUUCUAUAACCUACUGGAGUAGUUUCUCUGUGGUCUAUUCAGUUGCAUGCUGUAUCACUAAUGUAUAGAGAAAUGUGAAUGGCUUUGUUCUUUCAUCUUCCACCUUUGUGCGGUUCCAAAUGCAGGCACAAGAAGGGUUAAGCACCCCCUCUCUCCCUCUGCUUCAAAUUGCUGCUGCUUCUGAAGCUGCUGUUUUUAAAAAUAGCAUCUGCUGGUAAUGUUUCAUGAGGCCCUAAAUAUAAAUAGCUAUCCAAACAUAUGUUGAGGAAUACAAAUAAUAGUUGCUUCUCAGUGGAGAUGACAUACUUUGGCCUGAAGGUGGCAGCAUUGUGCUGCAUAAAUGGUUUCUAGAGAUUUUAUAUUUCUGUGGUUAGUUGACUAGUUGACCAAUGGAGCUUUGAAACUGGAUCUCAAACCCUGCUUUGAAGCUUGCAACAUAGCGUUGGACAGCUGGAACAUUUGCUGCUAGGAAAGGAAGCAGUUCAUCACAUUCUGAAUGUGCUAAUGAAUUGUCAGUUACAGCAUGAGAGAAGGUAGGUUGGUUGUGUUAUAGCAGCUUUUUGUCUGCUCCCUGGCAACAUGGAGAGCAUUAGUUGGCUAUAGCUCUAUGUAUCCUCCAGACCUUUCCCAUCUUAAUUCUUGGGGGGGGGGAGAUUCUAGGUAAAUCUGCCCGAAAGCCUAACAAGGACUUUUGCUACCUGGUAGAUCUUUUAUUAUUCAUUUGCAUAAAAUUUUCAGAGCAUGAGCAUAAUCCAGGCCAUCAUGCCCCUCUCCCAGUUGGAAAUGACCUUAACUUAAGAACUUAUAGUAAGUUUUGAUUAUUUCGCCUACUAAAAUCAGUGGAACUUGAAAAUGAUUGGUUUUGGUUGGAUAAUGCUCCAUAUUUCCAACUUGAGUUGUUUUCAUGCCUCCCCACCCAGUUGGCAAUGAUCUUAAAUACUUUCAGUAAGUUUUGAUUAUUUUGCCUACGAAAAUCAGUGGAACUUGAAUUUUGUUGAAUAAUGCUCUAUAUUUUCAAGUUGCGUUGUUUUAUUCAAUAACUUGAAUGUGAUAUUUAUGAACAUAAUUUUAAAAUAGCAUUCCGUUCUCACUAGAAGUAAUCUGAUAUAUCCAAAUCAAAUCCCAUUUAAAUUUCACCUAAAUGUUAAGAUUUAGCUUAAAUUUGCAACUUUACAGGAUGUGGAAUCAAGAUCUGUAUAGUCUGCCAUUCUGUUCCCUUUUCUUUGAAACCUACCUUGGUUGUACCAGCUUUUCUCUAAUCUUGAUAAGCCUAUAAAGAAACAGACAAAUCAGUAUUAAAUAGCAAAUGUUAGAACAUGAUUACUACAUCUCCAAAUGUCUCUUUUUUAAAAAAAAGAUUAUUUUAUGUAACUUCAUGGCUAGAGAGCAGGAGUAUAUCUGUAUUAUGCAUGUGUUCAAACC